AUGAUACAUGGUACUCCUUUCCUCCCCGGGGUCUACCUUAUAUAUGUAUCUCCUUGUCUUUAUUUGGUUUCCUUAACCUGUGCUGCAUUUCUCUUACCAGGGUUUAUCAACUUAACUGGAAAUCUUUCCAACACGAUGGAGACGAUGGAGACGAUUGCUUCGAAUGACCGGGUCAACCAGCGCCGCCAAGGGCUGUCAUGGUCUCUUAGCUUCCGGUCUUCCACAAGGAAAAGACCCGGCAGGAUUGUGAGACCCUCUACCCCUCCACCGACCUGCGAGGAAAGAGUCCAUUAUCCGGUCUUCAACCCGCACGAUCCCCGACAUAACCCUACGGUCAUCCCUCCUUCUUGGCUCCGCGGCAGCUACAGUCUGUCCGAAGACUCGUCCAGUACACACACUUCAGGUCGCUGGCACAGCCUAUCUGAGAGGUCCCUCCGCAAAGCACGGUCUGGGCUUGACGCGAUCAGGUCGGGAAUCCGCAGGCGCCCAUCCGUUGAUCAGCGAGGUCCCCGUCGUGAUCUUCCCGGAUUGUGGAUGUCAACCGACUCACGUGGAAGUUCUAUCACCCGGCCAGACGGCUCUUUCCCAUCGACCAUCUCGGAAGCCAGCACUGAUGACGAAUUCGAAUUCGGAACUGAUCUUUAUCGGACGCGACCCAACGGCUCUUCCAAGUGGAACCUCGAGAUUGUCAACAGAUACCUGAACGAGGUUGGGUCAUCGCACGCGCUACCCCCUGAUGUCUACACUGAUGAUGUGGAGAUUGGCCCCGCCGGUUCACGAUUAGAAGGAGAGACCCUGAACAAUCUCAGCGAAGAGGAUUCUGAAGCGACGAGACUACCAUCCAAGACGCAGACAAUCAGAUGGGAUGAUCGCGUUCAAUCCGGCCGGAGGCCUUCCCUCACCUCGGCUUCAAGUUCCGUCAUCUCGAGCAGGGCAUCAACUAGCUCCGAUGAGUCGACCCUUUCUCAGCUCAUCAAUGCUACCCAGGCUUUUGAGGCACUGUGUUCCAUCGACGAGCCUACAAAGAAUGUACCUGAAAGUUCGGACGUUGAACGCGAUGCUAACGAUUCGUUGCCUGCCACAUCUCAAGGCAGUGCCGAAGCCCUUCCAGAAGGGACUGCAAGUCAGAGCAACUGGUUUACCAUGACCAACUCGGAGGAAGCUGACAACCAGUCAAGAAGCGAUAACGGAGAAACACCCGCAGACAAACCGUCGCGUGAAACCAGUCGUACCAGUUCGAUGAACGCGUCCGGUGGCAGUAACUCCUCUACUGGCCAGGGCGACCGAUCUAGACAUUCGACUUGUCAAAGCGAUAGCACUGCACCUACUUCGCGUACUCAAUCUAGUUGUUGGACUCAUAGCGAAGGGAAUACUAGCACGCCGCCUACGUCGUAUACUCAAUCCAGGCGUUCAACCAUUCAAAGCGGAGGGAACGCUGGCGCGGCGCAUACAUCAUGGUCAAACGCGUCGUCUCCGGUCGGGCAAGAUGACGUACUUUCUCUGCUGUCCAUGGGCCCCGGUGAUGAAUAUUUUGGUGUCGACGCAAAAUCAAACGGUUUUAAUCCGGAUCAAGGAGCUGCCAUCAAAUCGGAGCGAGUGUUUCUUCACGAAGGAAGCAUUGACAGCAGUACCGGCCUUGGAAUCCAUCAGAGUUCCUCGGCAAGUGAGCACAAUAAUUUCCAGAUGAAUGGGCCAGUACACGCUGACGAGCUGGACCGUCAAGCGAGCAUCCGAUCUAGGAAAUCGAUUGACUCGACUGACGAUUGUUUCCUUACGUACGCCAUGUUUCAAAGGCAAUAUUCUUCGUGA
Aspergillus chevalieri is the source of this 1809-nucleotide messenger RNA. RefSeq lists its product as uncharacterized. The transcript is spliced from 3 exons. Bases 1 to 1809 code for a protein of 602 amino acids. NCBI's taxonomy places the organism in Eukaryota, Fungi, Ascomycota, Eurotiomycetes, Eurotiales, Aspergillaceae. The record is from RefSeq and is a predicted model, not a curated record.